AUGCGUGGUAAAAUUGUCCUGGUUUUUCUAGUCAUAGCUGUAGCCGCAGUUACAGCCCAGUUAGGCGGACAUGGACUUGAACUAGAAGGACUAGGAGGAGGUGGCGGUGGACAUGGGCACCAUCAUGUUGAAGAAUACAUCGACUAUAGAGCUCCACCCCACUACCACUGGGACUACGCAGUCCACGACUUGCACCAUCAUGACAUCAAGAACCAAUGGGAAGUCAGGAAGGGCAAGGAAGUAAAAGGAAAAUACGAACUCCUCCAACCCGACGGCAGGAAAAGAAUCGUCGAGUACGUAGCCGGAAAGCACGGAGUCGACUACAAGGUCAGAUACGAAGGUCACGGAAUCCACGGUGGAGGUAUUGGAGGACUUAGCAGCGGCGGCGGAAAUUAGAUUCAGUAUUAUUUCGUCUGUACAUUGAUGUCGAUUGUCACUGACUGCGCUACCUAUGUUGUAUUUGUUAUUUAAUUUUAUUUCGCAAUAAAACAAGUC
Brassicogethes aeneus is the source of this 495-nucleotide messenger RNA. The record is from the annotation of a GenBank genome assembly. NCBI's taxonomy places the organism in Eukaryota, Metazoa, Arthropoda, Insecta, Coleoptera, Nitidulidae.